This is a messenger RNA of Xyrichtys novacula (pearly razorfish), 258 nucleotides long. NCBI's taxonomy places the organism in Eukaryota, Metazoa, Chordata, Actinopteri, Labriformes, Labridae. The record is from the annotation of a GenBank genome assembly.
AUGCUCAUGUGCCUGGCCAACAAGGGCUUCCCCUCAGACUGGACUCUGGUCUGGAAGGUGGACGGCAGCAGCAGCAGCAGCUGGGAGGAGAGCAGGAGCCCUGCGGUGCUGGAGAAGGACGGUAAAUACACCUGGAGCAGCACCCUGAGGCUCCCUGCAGACCGGUGGAACAAGGUGGUCUCUGUGACCUGUGAGGCCAUCCGGGGCUGCCAGACUCCGGUCUCUUAUACCCUGAGGAGAGACGAGUGUUCCCAGUAG